GGCGGCCUCAACUGCCGUCCGGAACGCCGAGCGAGAUGAGUUCGGGCGCUGACGGCGGCGGCGGUGUGGCCGCGGCGCCGUCCCGAGGGGGCAGUCCGGCGGAGGAUGGCUUCGUGCCGUCGGCUCUGGGGACCCGAGAGCAUUGGGAUGCUGUCUAUGAGAGAGAACUACAGACUUUCCAGGAAUAUGGAGACACAGGAGAAAUCUGGUUUGGAGAAGAGAGUAUGAGCCGACUAAUACGGUGGAUGCAGAAGCAGAAGAUUCCACUGGAUGCUUCAGUUCUUGAUAUUGGAACUGGAAAUGGUGUUUUCCUGGUUGAACUUUUUUCAGGUCUCUGCCAGAAUUCUCCAACUCUUCGUUGUCAUUCACUUUGGAAGUUUGAAAAUCUGUUUCUGGCAAAAUUUGGUUUCAAUAACAUUACCGGAAUUGAUUACUCUCCUUCAGCAAUUCAGCUUUCUGAAAGGAUCCUAGAGAAAGAAGGGUUAUCUAACAUUAAAUUGAAGGUAGAAGACUUUUUGAAUCUUUCCACAAAGCUGUCUGGAUUUCACAUUUGUAUUGACAAAGGGACUUUUGAUGCCAUAAGCCUUAAUCCUGACAAUGCAAUUGAGAAGAGGAAGCAAUAUGUGAAAUCUCUCUCCAGGGUGUUGAAAGUAAAAGGCUUUUUUCUAAUAACCUCAUGUAAUUGGACCAAGGAAGAGUUGCUAAAUGAAUUCAGUGAAGGAUUUGAACUUUUUGAAGAGCUGCCAACACCCAUGUUCAGCUUUGGUGGCAAAUCUGGAAACAGUGUAGCAGCAUUGGUUUUCCAAAAAUCCUGAGACUUUUCCACGAACAGAUUCAGGUAGCUUUUUAAGAAGCUACACAGCAAAGCAAACCUGAUACAGAGCAUGAAAGUAUAAAUAAAGGCUUAGUAAGUACCAGUGAUGCACAUGUUGAGUAGAUAGAUUGAGUUGGUUAAAAAAAAAAAAAAAAAUCCAUGAUCAUGUAAGUGAUUGGUUUUUAGAGAUCAAGAAUAGUUUUUAAUUUUCUUUUGUAUUUGUAAAUAUUUUCUCUGAUUUAAAAAAUUUUUCUGUAAUUGCUAAAGUUUAA
Lepus europaeus (European hare) is the source of this 1086-nucleotide messenger RNA. It is a transcript of the gene EEF1AKMT2, whose product is annotated as EEF1A lysine methyltransferase 2. Lineage: Eukaryota; Metazoa; Chordata; Mammalia; Lagomorpha; Leporidae. Gene Ontology annotation, molecular function: protein-lysine N-methyltransferase activity. Gene Ontology annotation, cellular component: cytoplasm. The coding region runs from base 36 to 815 and encodes 259 amino acids. The record is from RefSeq and is a predicted model, not a curated record. Gene Ontology annotation, biological process: peptidyl-lysine dimethylation; peptidyl-lysine monomethylation. The transcript is spliced from 7 exons.